Molecule: messenger RNA, 900 nt
Organism: Capronia coronata CBS 617.96
Lineage: Eukaryota; Fungi; Ascomycota; Eurotiomycetes; Chaetothyriales; Herpotrichiellaceae
Product: prohibitin-2
Exons: 3
Coding region: 1-900 (299 amino acids)
Biological process (GO): mitochondrion organization
Cellular component (GO): mitochondrion; membrane
Source: RefSeq, a predicted model, not a curated record
AUGUCGUACGAUCCGAGAGAGCAUUUCCAGCAGAUUCAGCGGUCGCUGCAGCAGCGCAGUGGCAGAGGGUUCGGAGGUAUGCCCGGAGGCGGCGGCGCUGCUGGUAGAGGUGUUCUGGCCUUGGUCGGACUCGGUGUUGCUGGCGUGGUCAUCUCAAAUUCCAUAUUCAACGUUGAUGGUGGUCAUCGCGCCAUCAAAUACACGAGAAUAGGCGGCACACAUCUCCGUCUACCUUGGUUCGAGACACCGAUCGACUACGAUGUACGCGCGAAACCGCGGAACGUUGCCUCUUUGACAGGAACCAAGGAUCUUCAGAUGGUUAACAUAACAUGCCGUGUGCUCUCCAAACCUCGGGUCGAGGCGUUACCUCAAAUCUACCGCACUCUGGGUACCGAUUACGACGAACGCGUCCUGCCGUCAAUCGUGAAUGAGGUGCUCAAAAGCGUGGUGGCGCAGUUCAAUGCUAGUCAGCUCAUCACGCAGCGAGAGAGCGUUGCGAGAUUGGUCCGAGACAACCUCACAAAAAGAGCCGCGCGAUUCAACAUUCUGCUCGACGACGUGUCUAUAACGCAUAUGUCCUUCUCUCCCGAGUUCACGGCCGCGGUUGAGGCCAAGCAGGUUGCACAGCAGGAUGCACAGAGAGCAGCAUUCGUGGUCGACAAGGCAAGACAAGAAAAGCAAGCGACUGUCGUUCACGCGCAGGGUGAGGCCCGGUCCGCAGAGUUGAUCGGUGAUGCGAUCAAGAAGAGCCGAAGUUACGUGGAACUGAGACAAAUCGAAAAUGCCCGAAACAUUGCAACCAUCCUGCAGGAAUCUGGAGGAAAGAACAAAUUGUACCUUGAUGCGCAAGGGCUUGGACUCAACGUCAACGCUGGCGAGGAUCCGACAGCAAGAAAGUAG